Messenger RNA from Engraulis encrasicolus (European anchovy), 3329 nucleotides. RefSeq names its product tRNA methyltransferase 1-like (gene trmt1l). Gene Ontology annotation, biological process: tRNA N2-guanine methylation. Lineage: Eukaryota; Metazoa; Chordata; Actinopteri; Clupeiformes; Engraulidae. Gene Ontology annotation, cellular component: nucleus. Gene Ontology annotation, molecular function: tRNA (guanine(10)-N2)-methyltransferase activity; RNA binding. The transcript has 16 exons. The coding region runs from base 5 to 2110 and encodes 701 amino acids. The record is from RefSeq and is a predicted model, not a curated record.
UAAAAUGGCGGAGCUCAAGGAAGAGGACAUCGGGCAACUACACCAGGAGGACGCCGAUGGAAAAGGUAACGGGGACAUGCAGACUGUAUCUGGAGCUGCUGAGGACGCAAACGGACAGUCUUGUGCCACAGCUGCUCCGUCUUGCGACACUGUGCAGGUAGAGGGCAGCGAUGGGCAGGCGGCUGUCAACGUUGGUCCUGCGCCUGAGAGGCACAUUUCCAUCCAGACCACAUUGGAAGGCUUGGAGAAGCUGGUGGAUUUAAAUGGAGCGGGGAGGAAGUCGUGUCCGCUGUGCCCAGAGGAGAAGUUUAAGGCCUGCUACAGCCACAAGCUCAGACGACACCUGCAGAACCUUCACUGGAAGGUUUACGUGGAGUUUGAAGGUCAGAAGAUGUGCAUCUGCCACUUGCCCUGUCGUCAACAUCGUCCCAGUCCCGGGACAGAACAGUCUCCAGGGCGUCUGGUGGCCCACUACCACUGUGUGGUGUGUUCGGUGACAAUAGCCCGGAAGACAGACAUGAUCAGCCAUCUAAAACGCCACAUCAACAAGGGAGAGACGGAGGCCAGCUACACACAGAACACAGACAUGCUUGAGCAGGAGCCUGUGCAUGCAGGGCAGGCCUAUGAGAUCAUGAAGGAGUUGGGCACUAACGUUCAGCUGAUGCCCAACCACUCCACACCGCAGAAGAGUGACACCUACUUCAACCGCAAGAUGAAGACCAACCGGCAACUUGUGUUCUGCGCUCUUGCUGUUUUAGCAGAGGAGAGGAGUCCAUUGGAGUGUUUGGAUGCAUUUGGAGCCACAGGCAUCAUGGGCCUGCAGUGGGCCAAGCACCUGCGCGGGGCGGUCAAGGUCAUCAUCAAUGACCUCAGCGAUACGUGCGUGAAGAUGAUCAAGGAGAACUGCCAGCUCAACAACAUCCGUGUGGAGGGCUCUAGGACUCCGCGGCCGCUCGACGCUGCGUCGGGAGACGCACCAGACGCUCCCAUCGCUACCGUGGAGGUGUCCAAGAUGGACGCCAACGUCCUCAUGCACAUGCGGCCCUUUGACUACAUACACUUGGAUCCCUUUGGCACAUCGGUGAACUACCUGGACGCGGCAUUCCGGAAUGUGCGGAAUCUGGGCAUCGUCUCGGUGACGUCCACAGACACAGGCUCGCUGUACUCCAAGUCCCUCAACGUCACGCUGCGACACUACGGCUGCCAGAUCGUCCGCACCGAGUACUACAGAGAGCUGGCAGCACGAAUGGUGGUGGCCUCAGUGGCAAGGGCGGCUGCUCGCUGCAAUAAAGGCGUGGAGGUACUGCUGGCGGUGGCGGUGGAGCACUUUGUGCUGGUGGUGGUGCGGGUGCUGAGGGGUCCGGCCCAGGCGGACGAGGCAGCCAAGAGGCUACGCCAGCUGCUGCACUGCCAGUGGUGCGAGGAGAGAGUCUUCAUCAGGCCCGGCAGCAUGGUGGAGGACAGCCUGUACAGGCAGCUGCCGUGCCAGUGCCAUGGGAGUAUGCCAGGCAAGACGGCUGUGGAGCUGGGGCCCCUGUGGUCUGGCCCGCUGUUCAACACAGGUUUCCUUCGUCGCAUGCUGGUGGCUGCGGUGAAGCACAGCAUGGAGGACCUGCAGCCUCUACUGAAGACUCUCAUCUGUGAAGCGGACUGCACCACUGUCAAGGCCCUCUCCGUCACGGGCACACCGGGACUCGGGAACCAGGUGGAGUGUGGCGUGGUCAUCAAGACCCAACAGAAGGGGGAGGGGUCCGAGACAUCAGACCAAUCAGGCAAGAGGAAGCCGGGGGAGGACUCUGGCAGUGUGGUGAAGAAGCUGAAGACUGAAGCGUCUCUAGACCACCCGCCCUUCUACUACAGCAUCCACAGGCACAGCAUACGCGGAAUGAACAUGCCCAAGCUGAAUAAGUUCCUGCAGUACCUAACGGAGGCCGGCUUCAGGGUGAGCCGCACACACUUUGACCCCACGGGCGUGCGCACGGAUGCCACCCUGGAGCAGUUCAAGUCGGUGUUGACCAAAUACAGCGCGCCCACCUACAGCAACGCCCAGGCCGCCAGCCAGAGCAUGCCCGUCACCACGCAGACAGAGACGGGCAGAGCGGGCAACUGAUGCCCUGUUUACACAACCCUGAUCCAAAGAGUCCUUCCCUUCCUUCCUUCUUUCCUUCCUUCCUUCCCCCCACUCCAUGUUAACCCAAUCAACGGGUACGUCCAAAAUGUUCACUCAUGCACUACAUCAGGGAUGUCAAACUCAGGCCAGGGGGCCAAAACUGGGCCACAGAGUCAUGCUUUUGGCCCAUGAAAUCAUUUCAAAUGUGUACAUACACAUAGACAAUUAAUGUAUAGCGUAACAAGUCCUGAACAUGAAAUUUGGUGUGUCACAGGAAUAUGAGUGGGCCCAGGCCAAUGAAACAGCUCACACUCAUAUGCAACACAAUAUGUGCAGGCACAUUUGAACGACCAUAUACUGUAUGGGAAAAAGUGUGUGAAAUUCAACUGUUAUUAAGUACAUGCACGCACAAUUUUUACAUUUUUAAAAAAUAAAUAUUGACUUUGGCCCACGACUUUGUUUCAAAUUUUGACUUUGGCCCUCAAUUACUGUGAGUAUUGACACUCUUGCAUUACAAAUUGCACGCGAAGAAGUAGUAGAUAGAUACUCUACUCAAUGCUGGACUCUACUACAUCAUAGGGCAAGUUAAACCGUGUUAUUACCGACAUAGUGUGCAAUGUAGUGAAGUGGAGUGAACGUUUUGGACAAGGCCCUGCUCUUCUGCCGGUGGAAGGGCACCUGACUGCACUGAGUUUACUUCCGGUUUACGCUUUGAAUGCUGGGAGUUUUAGCUUCUUUUCCUUUAAUCUUUCUUUUUUUAAUUUAAAUUAUCAUUGCGUUUGUUAGUAUGAACAAAGUAUCAGUAUCUGUAUUUUGCAAUGCUUCAGUCAUUUCAUUUUCUUGCUUUCACAGUUAUCCAAACAAAAUAAGAAACCUGAGAAGCGCGUUUCUGUUUCUGAAGCAUUGCACUGAAUGUGGGAGAGAGUAUUACACAGAGACACUGAUUGUUCUAUAAUAUUUCAAGGCUUAGACUGCCUGCGCUCCUGUCCUGAUGUCUGAAACCAUGCUGAGUGGACAUACUAAAAAAAGUCUACUACUGAUGAACAUUUUAUUUUUUUAAUCUGUGACGUUUCAAAUCAGUCUAUCAUUAUUUAUAUGAAUUAUUAACAGUAGAAAAUACAUCUCACGGCAGUGUGAGUGAGAAAACUGACUGUCUGAAGGUUUCUUAACUAGUUUUGGAAUAACUUAAACUUUAAAGGCAAUAAACAGCAUAAAACCC